AUGGUCGUUUUUGCUUGCAGUGUUUGCGGCGAUUCUUUAAAAUUGAGUCAAGUGGAGAAGCAUUGCCAAACAACAUGCCGGAAUUGUCUGAUGCUGUCCUGCAUUGAUUGUGGGAAAGAAUUUUGGGGCCAGGAUUAUGCUCAGCACAACAAAUGCAUAAGUGAAGAGGAGAAAUAUUCUGGAAAGAAUUUCAAACCCCGACCAGGUGCCAAGAAGGGAGAGCAGAAACAUGAGUUGUGGACCCAGCAAGUGCAACAGGCUGCAUUAAAAUGUAAAGCUAACAAAAAACUGACCGAUCUGCUAACGAAGAUAUCCAACUAUCCUAACAUUCCAAGGAAGAAGGCUAAGUUUCUGAAUUUCCUGAAAAAUAGUCUGAGGCUGUUUGACACAAACUUGCUUGACCAAGCUUGGGAUGCUAUAGUAUGA
Molecule: messenger RNA, 426 nt
Organism: Helobdella robusta
Lineage: Eukaryota; Metazoa; Annelida; Clitellata; Rhynchobdellida; Glossiphoniidae
Exons: 4
Coding region: 1-426 (141 amino acids)
Biological process (GO): rRNA processing; negative regulation of transcription by RNA polymerase II
Cellular component (GO): nucleolus
Molecular function (GO): DNA binding
Source: RefSeq, a predicted model, not a curated record